Molecule: messenger RNA, 1087 nt
Organism: Topomyia yanbarensis
Lineage: Eukaryota; Metazoa; Arthropoda; Insecta; Diptera; Culicidae
Product: protein BCCIP homolog
Exons: 3
Coding region: 135-1043 (302 amino acids)
Cellular component (GO): nucleus
Source: RefSeq, a predicted model, not a curated record
AAACAAUUCGUUUUUGACAGUAAAUAAGAGUUGAUUUCAACAUUUCAGCCAAUUCGCGAUUAGUAGCACGUUUUUACAAAAGAUUUGUAAAACAACAUAUUUUUGAAUAGUUUUGUUGCAAAAAAGUGACUGCAAUGACCAGCAAGAAGUUAAAAGUCGAAGGGCAAGAAGACGAUGAGGCGCAGCAGCAGAUGGAAACGAAGAGCGAUAGUGGCGACGAUUCCAGCGAUGAUGAUAAUCCGGACAUUUACAAAGGGGAUGAGGGUAUCACCGUCGAUUUCGAAGGUCGCAACCCGAUCGAUUCGGAUUUGGACGGAAUAAAGCAAAUGCUCGGGCAAGUGUUUGUUAAAGCACACAUUGAUUUAACCGAACUGUCGGAAAUUAUUGUUGGUCAAAACUACGUAGGCAGUGUCCUUAAGCAGGCAUACAACGACGAGGAUGACGAUGAUGAGGAUGAAGAUAUGGAAGACCCUUGUCAAAUUGUUUUUGGUGUCACGACGGCCAUCAACAUCUCCAACAAACAAGAUCAGACCUGCAUCAAGCAGUUGCAGAAAAUGCUUUUCGAGAAGGCAGAGAAAUAUGCUACAGAUGCGGUGCUUCAACAAUUUCGGGACGCACUUCAGAGUGGAACCAAAAACACCGCUCUGCUGCUAAACGAACGAUUUGUCAACAUUCCUGCUGCUGUCUGCGUUCCGAUGUUUGAGAACAUGCUGGUAGAGAUCGAUCGUGCCAAAGCGAAAGGGAUGCCGUACAAGUUUGACUAUUUUCUUAUGUUCGUCAAGUAUUACCAGAAGGCGGCUACCGGUACCAAGUCGGCUGAAGUGUUGUACUCGAACGACGAGGAAGAGUACUUCAUUAAAGAUUCCGUGGCCAGCUUUGACUACUCGGUACAGAAAGAAACCACGACAGCCCUAGCCGGAAACUGGCUAGAGGAAGACGAAGAGCUGCAACCGUUUCGGAAGGUGCUGCUGAUUGAAGCCAGCAAACUGCCGGAAACUAUUAAUACGGUCAAGAGUUUGAUUGCUAGUGCAACUAGUAAUUAAGAUAUAAAAUGUAGAAUAAAAGAUGGGUGAAUUUCAUAAAAAUA